AUGUCUAACUCUACCCCCCUUCGUGUCUUGGGCAAGAAUGGGCCUGCUGUGACCCCCGUUGGUCUCGGCCUUAUGGCCAUCGGCGCGUUUUACGGUACGCCUUCCACGCAGGAAGACGUUGACAAGCUGCUCUCCUACGCCGUCGAGCGCGGUGCUCGGUUCUGGGACACGUCUGAUGUCUACGGAGACUCACACAAGCUGAUCGGCAACUGGUUCGCGAAGAACAAGGAAAAGCGCAAGGAUAUCUUCCUCGGCACAAAAUACGGAUACUGCCGCCUCCCGGGCGACCCCUUCGCAGGGGCAUGCUCCGACCCUGCUUACGUCCCCGUCGCGCUAGAAAAUGCGUUGAAGGAUCUUCAAACCGAUUACAUCGACCUCUAUUAUCAGCACCGUGUGGACCCCAAGGUGCCCAUUGAGGUUGUCCUAGAGUCCCUCCGCCCCGCAGUCGAGUCGGGCAAGGUCCGCUGGCUUGGACUCUCCGAGUGCAGCGUCGAGACCUUGAGGCGCGCGAAGAAGGUUCCUGGACUUGGAGAGAAACUCAUUGCGGUCCAGCUGGAGUACAGCCCCUUCACCCUCGAUGUGGAGAAGAACGGGCUUGCGGCCGCAUGCGAGGAGCUCGGAGUCGCGCUUGUCGCGUACAGCCCUCUUGGACGCGGACUGAUGAGUGGAAGGUACCGCUCUCGCGCCGACUUCGAGCCCACCGACGCUCGCCUAUACCUCCCCCGGUUUUCCGAGGAAAACUUCCACAAGAACCUCGUCGUCGUCGACAAGGUUAAGGCCAUUGCCGACCGCCUCGGUGUCACCCCUUCCCAAGUCACCCUCGCCUGGACGCUCGCCGCCCACCCUACCUGGGCUGUCAUUCCUGGAAGCCGAUCUCCCGCUCGCGUCGAUGAGAACACCAAGGGUGCUGAGAUCACCCUCUCGUCUGAGGACGUCAAGGCUAUUAGGAAGGUCAUUGACGAGGCGGAGGUUGGUGGCAGUCGCUACAUGGAUAAUCUGAUGGGCGAGCUGGAGGGAAAUUGCAUCCCGCUUUCUGAGUGGAAGGCUUAA
Messenger RNA from Cyclocybe aegerita, 1050 nucleotides. Lineage: Eukaryota; Fungi; Basidiomycota; Agaricomycetes; Agaricales; Hemipholiotaceae. The record is from the annotation of a GenBank genome assembly.